Molecule: messenger RNA, 2121 nt
Organism: Dermacentor silvarum
Lineage: Eukaryota; Metazoa; Arthropoda; Arachnida; Ixodida; Ixodidae
Exons: 6
Coding region: 106-2121 (671 amino acids)
Biological process (GO): protein processing
Cellular component (GO): plasma membrane
Molecular function (GO): metalloendopeptidase activity
Source: RefSeq, a predicted model, not a curated record
UUAUCGUACAGCCGGCGCAGGCUCGGAUAUCGGAACCGGUACACGCUAAGCUUCGAAAAGGCGAAAUAUUGCGUACGCCCGAUUUCAGCACAUUCGACGCGGAAGAUGCGAAAGCUCACCGAUUCGGAGAUAAUGCGGAUCCAGGACGGCAUGGCCGUCAUGUCUCCGCUGGUCGGCGAUUACUCGGGCGACCGGCACCAGCUGCACAAGCUGGUCACGCUGUCGCUGGCUUCGGCGGGCUCAUUCGUGCUGCUGCUGGCCAUCUUCCCGCUGCUGGUGGGUACCACGGCUCGCCGCUCGGACGAGUCCUGGUACGCGUCCGUCGACGCCGGCGACACGAACUCCUCGUUCGGCAAUGGGCUGCGACGCUCACUCGACUACGCGGCUGCCAAGCCCUGCGACGACUUUUACGCGUUCGUAUGCGGCCACUGGCCCCGUGCGUUCCCGCAGCUGGCGCACCAGUUUCACCUGCUCGACAACCACGUCAGGGUGGCGGCACUAAGGCGCGUCGCGGCGCUCGCUUGGGGCGCCGUCAACAUGACGGUGACCGAGAAGGUGGGCCGUGCCCUGGUCACCUGCCUGGCCGAGCACGAGUCCGAGCACGACCACAGCAACGUGGUGGCGCAGCUGCUGCACUCGCUGGGCGUCGACUGGCCUUCGCUGAGGGCGGUCGCCAACCGGACGCGCACCUUCAACUUCCUCCAGGUCUUCCUCACGCUGUCGCAGAACAUGGGCCUGCCCCUCUUCUUCCAGUUUCUUCCCGAGCUGGACCUUCGGCAUCCCAACCGGACGGUGCUGACGUUGUCGCCGGGCUGGCUGCAGGCGUCACUGGCAGACAAUGGGAGCAUCUCCAGUGCGUUGUUUCUCGCCGCCGUCUACGGCCGUGACGACUUGUCUCAGCGGCUCCAGAACGUGCACCGACGCGUAGAGCUGGCCGCGGCAGCCCUCCACCAAAACGCGCACCACCAGGCGCCCUUUUACACCACGGUGGAAGGCGUGGGCGGCUUCAGCAGGUACCUGCCGUCUGCCGAAGUUCUGCUGGCCAUGAUUAAUCUCAACUUCCGCGAAAAGAACCAGGUUACCCUGACGGAUGACGUCUACGUUACUGGCGGCGGUAAGUCAGCGUUCCGGUUAGCAGCCAUGUUUGCAGCCGAAGUGGCCUUUGAUGACGCCGAGGCCGCUGGCGCCUUCGUGAGCACGUUGCUUCUGCGAUAUCUGGCCGUGCCUUCCUCCGCCAAGCUGUCUUCCAUGCUGCAGAUGUCGAAGUACAGGUGUUUCGAGCUGGUCCAGGACGUGGCUCCACAUGCUAUGUCUUUGUUUCUGGCAGAGGUGCCCGACGACUUGCACGAUGAGGCUCUGCUGGAGCGGCACUAUGCGUCGCUACCCGUCUUCCGGUCGCCCUUCAUCCGCUCGUACCUGUCCGCGCUCAGGGGUCGCGCCGACCGGGCCAAGGCGUCGCUGCACCGUCGGGUAUCGACGGCGCGCCGCAUGUCACAUCGGCUGCCCAUGCUGGCGGCGAAACCGCUGCUGCUUCCCUUCUACGGCCUGCUGUUCGUGCCCGUCGCGUCCAUGUUGCCACCCAUCUUGGUGCGCGAAUCGCCGGAAGCGACAUACGCCGGACUGGGCCACCUCGUGGCUCGCGAGCUCGUCUCCGCGUUGCAUCUAUCGGCUUCGGAAGCGGCUCGCAAUGGGCUUUUAGUCAACAGGCGUUUCGCUGCGGCUGUAUCCAACACCAUCACUUGCCUCCACCAAUCGCCGUCGCCAUCUCAGGCACGCCGUCAAGUAGGAGCAGCAGCGCACCAGCGAAUUGAAGAGGUGUACGCGGACGUUGUGGGUCUGCAAGCGGCGAUGCGCGCGCUCCGCGCGGCAACUCCGAGCUACAGGCCGCUGGAGAAGACAGCGGUGAUUCAGGACUGGACGAGCGCGCAGCUCUUUUACCUGAGCGCCUGUUUCAAGUGGUGCGCGUUCGAUACCAACGAGGUGGUAGGCACCGUGGGCUCGCACCGCGAGCGCUGCAAUCUGCCCGUCGCCGAGGAGCCUGGUUUUCUGGCGGCCUUCAACUGCAGCGCCAAUUCGAAAAUGGCUCGCGAGCGCAAGGGUUGCUUCCGGCACGCCUUGUAG